Ostertagia ostertagi is the source of this 522-nucleotide messenger RNA. The record is from the annotation of a GenBank genome assembly. Lineage: Eukaryota; Metazoa; Nematoda; Chromadorea; Rhabditida; Trichostrongylidae.
UAUAGGGCUGAAAACCUGUUUGAGACAGUCUCGGGUAUAAAAGGCUGCCGCGGCAGUGCACAGUCAUCCUUCACGUCAUGCUCAAACUCGACCGCCUCUCGGCUGUUCUUGUGUGUUCUCGGUUCGCUCAGCGGACCACAAGGAACCGACCAUUCUACACAAAACGCUCCUGUUGAGAAGCAGAAGGAGUUUGAGGCAUUGCUGGCCAAUGCAGGAGGUAUGACCGAUGCCCAGAUCGAUCAGAAGGUGAUGGGCUGGGUUUCCCAGCAGGAUGCGUCAAUCAAGAGUGCUUUUGACGCUUUCGUGCAGAAAGUAAAGGCGGCUCAGGCUCAAAGCGAAGCUGCUCACAAGGCUGCUGUCGCUAAUUUCGGCCCGGAAGCGAAGGCGGCUGACGCGAAGCUUUCUGCAAUCGCUUCUGACCCCUCGAAGACCAACCAACAGAAGGCCCAAGAAAUCAACUCUGUCCUCCAAUCUCUGCCACCAAAUGUUCGUAGCGAAAUCGAAACCGCAAUGAAAGGCUAG